UGGAUGAGUAAGCAGCCUCUGCUACUUUAUAGGUGUACUAGACUACUGGUAGUAGUAGGCAGCUUAGCGGGCUUUAUGGUAUUGUACAGUAGAUCCCUGUUAAUCGCGUGCUCAUGAAUCUGAUUUUUCCCCCUCAUAAUUUGGAAGUCUUGAGGUUUCUAUGAGCAUUUCUUGCCAUUAUAUAUUAGCUACGGCAACUCAGUGUACUUCCAACUCGAACUGGGUUCCGAAAACUAACGCUUCAAGGCGGUAAAUAAUCUCUGCAGAAUGGUUCAUGCAGAUGCAUCGAACUUUGCCGCCGGCGUAACGAAGGAGCAAGCCUAUGCCCAAGUACUCUUGCAAGCAGAAGGCCUCUUUGACGGUCAAAGAAACUGGGUCUGCAAUUUGUCCAACACUGCCUCUUUAUUAUGGCACGCCUAUAAAUCAUUACCUUCACCAAGUGACAGAGUGAAUUGGGCAGGUUUUUACGUUCUUGAUCCAAAAGCUACCUCGUCAAAGCCACAGCUCAUCUUGGGUCCGUUCCAGGGCAAAGUCGCAUGCCAGACCAUCGUUUUCGGUCGAGGGGUAUGCGGUACAGCGGCGGAGACUCAAACAACGCAAAUGGUCCGGGAUGUUGAGCAGUUCCCUGGCCAUAUCGCCUGUGACGGGGACAGCAAGAGUGAGAUCGUGGUGCCCAUUGUUAUAGAAGAGGAGGGCUCGAAAAAGCUGGUGGCUAUUAUUGAUAUUGACUGUGUUGAACUCGAAGGGUUCGACGAGGUGGAUAAGAAGAAUUUGGAAAAGUUAGCAGAGUUGUUGGGGAGGAGUUGUGACUGGUGAAGGCAAACUUAUACAGUACCUCUAUCAUUAUUUUUCAGGAUAUUUCAUGAAGCCAGUUAUAGAUUCAUCAUUUCUGAAAACAUCACGAACAUAGAUACCAUAACUCAUCUGCUUAUAACGAUAUCAUAUCAUUACCCUAUUUGGGGUAACCAUUUUGGGGUAACCAUCCUGUCC
Molecule: messenger RNA, 990 nt
Organism: Hypoxylon fragiforme
Lineage: Eukaryota; Fungi; Ascomycota; Sordariomycetes; Xylariales; Hypoxylaceae
Product: GAF domain-like protein
Exons: 5
Coding region: 268-816 (182 amino acids)
Cellular component (GO): cytosol
Molecular function (GO): L-methionine (R)-S-oxide reductase activity; protein binding
Source: RefSeq, a predicted model, not a curated record